This is a messenger RNA of Pseudozyma flocculosa PF-1, 2076 nucleotides long. RefSeq lists its product as uncharacterized. The transcript has 3 exons. The record is from RefSeq and is a predicted model, not a curated record. Bases 1 to 2076 code for a protein of 691 amino acids. NCBI's taxonomy places the organism in Eukaryota, Fungi, Basidiomycota, Ustilaginomycetes, Ustilaginales, Ustilaginaceae.
AUGGACAGCUCGCAGAACACCGCAACUGGCGACCUCGGCCGCCACGCCCGCCAUCAUGACCGCGAAGCGACACUCACCGGGGGCUCAGACUCCGAGGAUCCGCUUCUCAACCAACAAAAUGUGGCUGCACCUAAGCCAGCCAAGACGCCUGAACCGAAGAGUCCAUCGAUGCUCGUCAAGGAGCUGCACGAGGACAGCGACUCAUCCCCGCUAUGCAGCUCUCCUGCUCUGCGAAAUGUUCACCCCUCGAUGCCGGAUGCACACAGCGCCAGAGCGCACGACACCGCUGUCUCCCGCGUCGACGGUCCUUCUUUGCAGCAUCGCGUCUACAGGGAAGCCAACGAUGAAGAUGACAACAGCGACGGCAACGAACUCGGUGCUGGCGUGGGCAGCAGCUUGAACCCUCUCUCGGCGCCUGGACACCACAACGAGCCCCCAACGCCACUGCCAUCUGGAUUCAAGCUGCCUUCAUUUGACGACCUCCUCUUCGAUCUCCUCUUUGCCGCUGUCCUCACCGUCUACUCGAGCUCGGUCGAGCUUGGCUCGCCCGGGCAGAUCUUUGGCUUCGUCGGCUUCUUUGCGCUGCUGUGGUGGACAUGGUGGAGUCAGACGUUGUUCGACGUCCGUUUCCGCGAGGGUCCCACACGCCCGCUGUGGCUUCGAUUCCUGCAAGGCGUCGUCCGCCUUUGCCUGCUCGGCGCCUGGCUUGCCUUCGCCACAACUGUCUCUGAGUUCGCCCGGCAGAGCUUCACCAACUUCGCCGCCUGCUACGCCGUCACUCGGGCCUGUCUUGCGCUGGACCACCUCCUCGUGCUCUUCCACGGCGUCCACAAGCAUAGCCGCAAGACUUUUGUCGCUGUCAGCGUCCAGGUGGCGGUACUCAUCAUCUCUGGCCUGCUGUGGGUCCUGAGCCGCUUCUACGACCAGCGUCCUCCGGUCGGCUGGCAGCAACUCGUCAUGUGGUUCUCUGGCAUCGCCGGCGAAGCCAUUGUCCAGAUCGCGCUGGAGAAAAUCGAUAUCUUCGCGCCCACUCUGCACGAGACCAUUGUGGCGGACCGGCUCGCCACAUUUGGUCUCAUUGUGCUCGGAGAGGGCUUCAACGGCCUUGGCACCGUCAUCAACUCGAUCAGCCCGGGCACGCGAGACUGGCAGCGUGGAGGCAUCCCCAUGGGUGGCUGGGGCGGCCUGACGAUCCUGCAAGUGCUGAGCAGCCUGGUGAUCGUGGUGAUGCAGUUCUACGGUUACUUCCGUGGAGCGGUGCGCGAGAUGGAGGCGGGCGCAAUGACGGUGCUGGCGUGGGCCUACGCGCACGUCAUCCUCCAUCUCUCCAGCGCCGUCACGGUAAUCGGGCUCAAGAAGGCGGUCCUCUUCUUCAACGCGCUCUCGGCGCUGGGUCGCUACCUCGAGCAGCCGCAGAACUACCUUCCGCCGACGCCGCCCUGGUCUGAUGUGACUAGCAGCAUGCUCGUGUCCAUCUACGACGACAACAUCACCGACAUGCCGGCGGAGGUCGUUGACACGGUGCGCAGCACGAUGGCGCUGAUCCAGUCGACGAGCGGUGCCGAGAUCCCCUCGGUGGACCAGGUGGUCGCGAUGCGCAACGUCACGGCGGCCGUGACCCCGGUGACUUGGGAUGCGCCGUUGCGUCUCCAGUUCAGCGACAUGUUUGGCGCCACGUCUGCCAUCAGCGAUGCCAACUCGUACCUCGAGUAUGUCGAAGGCGAGCUCUUCCACUUCAAGUAUCUCAUUGCCGCCUGCGCCAUCUUUCUGGCCGGCGACGUGGUGGUCAAGCUGCUGCAGUACAGCUCGAAGGGGGAGUGGCGGAGGUGGUUGCCCUGCCUCGUCUCGCGCUUUGUCUUUUCGCUGGUGCUGGUGGCGCUGCAGCUGGUCUAUGUCACGUUCGAUGGUGUUCCCAGCUCUGCGGCGUUGACGGGAGCGCUGGCGAUAGUGGCGUCGAUCCUGGUGGUCGAGUACCUGCUGCGCAGCAUCCUGGUGCUGCACCUUCAGAGGCGUCAGCGCCGCGGCACCGGACCCGCUGGCAAGGAAGGGUUCCGGCUGACCCGCUUUGGACCGUAG